Zea mays is the source of this 1314-nucleotide messenger RNA. Its product is annotated as plant-specific domain TIGR01589 family protein. NCBI's taxonomy places the organism in Eukaryota, Viridiplantae, Streptophyta, Magnoliopsida, Poales, Poaceae. The record is from RefSeq and is marked provisional.
CUUGGGUUUUUGGGUUUUGUGCCCGCCACCUGAUCGCGGGAGCCGUCGCCUUCCUUCCUCCUCCCCGCCGCCUCAGCCCUCAUGGUCAUGGAGACCGGAGACCCCGGGAAGCUGUUGCGCGGGCAUUCCCUCUCUCGUGUUCCUCCCGCUUCCCCUUUCCCUCGGCUCAGGCCUCAGGGAGAUUUGGUUAGGGCAGGGGACGAACGAGCGCGGGCGUCAGGUAUGCCGGGAGAGGAGGACGUCCGCAAGGUCUCGCGCGAGGACAUACAGCUUGUCCAGAACCUCAUCGAGCGUUGCCUUCAGCUAUAUAUGAACCAGAAAGAAGUGGUGGACACCCUAUCUUUCCAGGCAAAAAUAGAACCUAGUUUCACUGAGAUCGUCUGGCAGAGACUCGAGGAAGAGAACCGUGAUUUUUUUAAGGCAUACUAUGCGAGGCUGAUGCUUAUGAAUCAAAUAGUGUCCUUCAAUAAGCUUCUUGAGCAGCAGCAUCAGAUUAUGAAUAAAGAUCAUCAUUAUGGGAUGCCUGCUAUGCCUUCUACUGCUCCUAAUGGCUCAAACACUAACAUGUUGAACCAAGCCAUGCCAUUUCUGCCAGACACUAUCCCCAGUACUGCAAUGCAAGAUAACUUGUUGAGUAAUGGAGGUUCUAGUAGUAUAGUAAAUGGUGCUCCAUCCAAUGACCAGUGUAGCUAUUCUGGUAAAGUUGCUCAUGGCCUUCCUGGUGUCAUGGAUGCUUCAUCAAGCCUUCUAGCAGCACACAAAUCGACAGUUGGGCAGUUUAAUGGACACAAUGGAACAACGACAAAGACAGAGUCUGACUACUCAAGCAACUCAGAUUUUGGAUUAGGCAAUGAGACCGUGUUCCUGGAGCAGUCAUUUGGAGAUAUAUCAGGUGGAUCGUUUAGCAGCUCUGAGUUGAAUGGACAACCAGUAGGUUCAUCUUCGUAUGGUUUCUUGAGCCAGAUUCCUUGUAAUUUCAGCCUUUCGGAUUGGACAGAUUGUUUCAGCCAAAGCUCAGAAAUUUUUGAGAAUUACGGUGGGUCCCCUUUCAUCCCUUACGAUGCAAAUAACAUCCCAGAGUCUAGCGCUCGAGAAAAUACAGGUUGAGCAGUGUUCCAUUUGUACAUACUAUUUUGGGCAGAAACAAAAAUAUCUACAGUCGUGAUCGUGGAACUAGCUGACUUGGUGGCAACCGUUUCUUUUUCUGUUAUAGGUUUUGAUGCUUCUUAGAGUAGAAGCAUGGAUGGCUUCUUUUGAAGGGUAGGACCAAAUAAUCUGUCAUUGAAUGGUGUCAACAAAAUCAUCUUCUGAGGG